UCAAAAUCUCAAUUGGUUACACCAAAAGACCAAAAACCCCUUUCUCCUACCCAAUUCUUCAAUUUCAAAUCAAAAAAUUGCAAAAGAAAUGGGCAAAACUAAAACCAACCACAGCAACCUGCAAAAUGCAAUCAUAGCAUUUGUAGCCCCUCUUCCUUCCAUCCUCUUCUACCUGUAUUUCCUUACCCAUUACAGUGAGCCUGAUCAUUCUCUAUCAUCCCUUUGGUCAUGGUGUUACCACCACCCUAUCCUCCUUGCCAAUGUCUUCUUCUUCUUCAACAUCAAUGUCUUGUUCUGGGCUAUUGGCCAUCUCCAAUCCAGCCACUGGAUGAUUGAUCCAUAUUGGACAGUACUUCCGUUGCUGCUAGGCUGCUACUAUGCAACUCACCCAUUAGCUACUUAUAAUAUUUGGAGGUCUAGAGCUGUGAUCCUUUUGACAUUGAUGUGGAGUUUAAGGCUUUCUCAUAACUAUUUUCGCCGUGAAAAUUGGCAAUGGGGUGCUAGGGAGGACUGGCGCUUUACUGAUAUGCGCCAACAGUAUGGCAAAAAUUGGUGGUGGGUCUCCUUUUUUGCCAUCUAUUUUGCUCAGCAGGUAUUUCUGAUGGGACUAAGCCUUCCCUACUACACCAUACACGCUGUUGAAACACCGUUGAGCAUGUGGGAUAUCGCAGCCAUUGCUGUGUGUUUGGCUGGUAUAGUUGUUGCUUACUAUGCUGAUACUCAGCUCCAUGAAUUUUCCACCAAGAAUGCGGAGUUGAAGGCUUGUGGGAAGCCGAUAUUGCCUACUUUGGAUGAUGGCUUGUGGAAGUACUCACGGCAUCCAAACUACUUCGGGGAGCAGUUGUGGUGGUGGGGACUUGGUAUCUUUGCAUGGAACCUCGGACAAGGGUGGACAUUCUUAGGGGCGUUUGUUAACACUUUGUGCUUAGCUUAUGUGACUGUUCUGGUUGAGGAGAGAAUGGUUAAGCAACCCUUUAGAGCUGAAGCAUACCGACAAUACCAAAAGACCACCUCAGUUUGGAUCCCAUGGUUCAAGUCAUCAUCCCUCGAGGAGACAAAAGAUAAGACCAAUUAAUUUGAUAUUGUUCAAAUCCCUUGAACUUUUUCUAUGUAAUUGUGUUCCUAUCCUUACUUGUCCCCUACUCUCCUUCAGUUUUAUAUUAUGAUCCAUGAUUGUUGCUUGUUUGA
Messenger RNA from Spinacia oleracea (spinach), 1188 nucleotides. RefSeq lists its product as uncharacterized. Lineage: Eukaryota; Viridiplantae; Streptophyta; Magnoliopsida; Caryophyllales; Amaranthaceae. The transcript is spliced from 3 exons. The record is from RefSeq and is a predicted model, not a curated record. Gene Ontology annotation, cellular component: membrane. Bases 89 to 1075 code for a protein of 328 amino acids.